AUGAUCGCGCUCCGCACCACAGCCAGAGUCCCUAUGAACCUGUCAUGUCGAAAGAGCCUCCUUAUGGUGAUUCGUAUGGAGCAGGCUUUCUUGAGCAAAGAAUUGCCGGCAAGCAGAGGACAGUUGGGAACGAGGAACGUUGAUCUCAACAACCUCGAAAGCAUCGCCAAGGCUCUACCAUGGAGCGUCCUCACUGCCAAAAAGCCCGAAUCUCGCACCAGGCUUCGGUUUGCUAGGCUCGCGUCGAAAGAGCUCGAGUUUCAAGCUGAUAAGUCGUCCGGGGCCCAACCAGGCUCUACCAAGGGAUGGGGACCAGUUAUAUCUGAUGUUCAGCCGCCAAUACCUCCGCCCCACCACUAUACCGCCCAAGGGCCGCCUCCGAGGGGUAUACCAGGCGGGCCCCGCAGGCAGGAUCGAUCGAGGGGAGCUACCAGAGCUCAGAGAUAUAGGUUCUUCACUGAGCAGAGUCGGGAUGCUGGGAAGGCUGGGGUCAUGCCUUCUGUCAAGGGCAGAGAGGAGUCCACCUUUGAGCAGUUGGAAAAGAAUGAUAUGUUGUUUCAGGCGAGAAACAAGCAGGACAUGGUUUUGUUUGGGCGCAUGACAUGA
Messenger RNA from Podospora bellae-mahoneyi, 606 nucleotides. RefSeq lists its product as uncharacterized. The record is from RefSeq and is a predicted model, not a curated record. The transcript has a single exon. Lineage: Eukaryota; Fungi; Ascomycota; Sordariomycetes; Sordariales; Podosporaceae. The coding region runs from base 1 to 606 and encodes 201 amino acids.